This is a messenger RNA of Dryobates pubescens (Downy woodpecker), 2036 nucleotides long. RefSeq names its product NAD(P)HX dehydratase (gene NAXD). Gene Ontology annotation, biological process: metabolite repair. Gene Ontology annotation, molecular function: ATP-dependent NAD(P)H-hydrate dehydratase activity. Bases 130 to 1998 code for a protein of 622 amino acids. The transcript is spliced from 12 exons. The record is from RefSeq and is a predicted model, not a curated record. NCBI's taxonomy places the organism in Eukaryota, Metazoa, Chordata, Aves, Piciformes, Picidae.
CCCUGCCCUGCCCGGCGCAGAGCCGGAAGCCGCGGCCGCGCCGAUGAGUUGGGUGCGCCGCUUGCCUGCGCGCUUGGUGGGGGGUGUCAGGAGCCUCGCGGUGUGGCUAGUGACCCCGGCCGGCCAAGGAUGAUCACGAACACGCGGGGUUUCCUGUGGUCGGACCUGGAGACGCGGGCGCUGCUGGAGAUCUGGGGCGAGGCGGACGUGCAGUCGGCGCUGGACGGCAACUUUAGGAACAGCCAUGUGUACCGGGACGUGGCCUGCCGCCUGGCCGAGCUGGGCUUCGAGCGCACCCCCGAGCAGUGCCGCAUCCGCAUCAAGGGCCUCAAGCGCCAGUACUACCAGGCCCGGGACGGGCUGAAGAAGAACGGGCACGCCCGCAAGAUAUGCAAGUACUACGAUGAGAUGGACCGGAUCCUCAGCUGUCGCGGGGGGCCCGACGGUGCCCCCGAGCCGCUCGCCCCACCUCCCGACGGCACCCAGCCCGCGGGGCCGCUGGCCGGGCCGCCCACGCCGGGCACGCCGCACAACAGCCGCGAGGUGGACGCCGAGCUGGACGAGGACGCCGAGCUGGAGUCCCCCAACUUCACGGAGGACUCCGGGGAAUGCUCCUCCUACGCCGACCACCCCAUCAAGGUGGAGUGCCCCCCCUUCGCCAUCCCCGUACCGCCGAGCGACGGCUUUAAAGAAAUCAGUGCUCCAACUAUUACUCCACCUCUCAGUCAGCCUAAAAGAUCAAAAAAACGCCAUGCAAAUUUAACAUUGGAUAAAAUGAUGGAAAAAUUCCUGCAGCAGAGUGUGGAUACAGAAGAGAAGUUUUACAGAUAUGAAGAGCAGAGGCUCAAAAUAGAGGACAAGCGUCGAGAAGCUGAGCAUGCUCGAGAAAUCCAGAUGUUACAGAUGUUGGGACAGAUGUUGGCAGGAAUUUCAUCUACGGUAUCACAAAGGUCACAAUCUAUACCAGCAAGUCCACCUCAGAGAGCAAACCAUCGUUCAUAUGGGGAUAACUUUAAUUAUAAUGCUAUGACAGCAGCACUUUCUCCACCGAUAGUUAUAGAAAGAUCUUUUUCACUGCACAGAACACAUUCUCUAAAGGAUAUGGAGAAUAUUUUUCAACUGGUGCGCAAUGUUAUCCCUCCUCUAACAGGGAAAAGACAUAAAGGUCAAGAUGGACGUAUAGGCAUUGUUGGAGGAUGUCAAGAAUACACUGGAGCACCAUAUUUUGCUGCAAUUACAGCUCUUAAAGUGGGUGCAGAUUUAUCCCAUGUGUUUUGUACCAAAGAUGCAGCAACAGUAAUCAAAUCAUAUAGUCCAGAGCUGAUUGUUCAUCCAGUUCUUGAUAGUCCCAAUGCUGUCCAUGAGGUGGAAAAAUGGUUACCACGACUGCACUCGGUUGUCAUAGGACCUGGCUUAGGUAGAGAUGAAGUUCUGCUUGAGAACACUAAGGUUAUUAUAGAAAAAUCAAAAGUGAAAGGAAUUCCUAUCAUUAUUGAUGCUGAUGGACUGUGGCUCAUUUCCCAGCAGCCUUCUCUUAUUCAGGGCUACCAGCGAGCUAUUCUUACCCCAAACUAUAUGGAGUUUAGCAGACUGUAUGAAGCCAUGCUUAGAGAUCCUGUAGACAGUAGUGAUCAUCAUGGAUGUGUAUUAAGACUCAGCCAAGCCAUGGGGAAUUUAACAAUUGUUCAGAAGGGAGAAAGAGAUCUUAUUUCAGAUGGAGAGAAAGUACUUGUAUGCAGUCACGAAGGAAGCAGCCGGAGAUGUGGUGGACAGGGGGACCUCCUUUCUGGUUCUCUUGGAGUCUUAGCACACUGGGCAUUUCUUGCUGGAGCAGAAAAAACAAAUGGUCAAAACCCCUUUCUGGUGGCUGCAUUUGGAGCUUGCUCUCUCACGAGGCAGUGUAACCACCAAGCCUUUCAAAAAUUUGGACGUUCAAUGACUGCCUCUGACAUGGUUUCAGAAGUCGGAACAGCUUUUAACAAGCUCUUUGAAACCUGAAGCCAAAGCAGCGGAGAAGGAGGAAAGGAAGAGCAACG